AUGGCCGACAAGAACCAUCCCAACAUCGUGCGGCUGCUUGGGUUUGCUGUGGGUGGGGACACGAAGACACGCCCAGAGCAAGUGCUCAUCUACGAGUUUGUGUCCAACGGUGACCUCGAGAAGUGGCUGGACCCAACAAAGGCACCAUUCUCACUGACCCUGCCACAACUGCUGAGCAUCCUGAUUGGGGCGGCGCGUGGGUUGGAGUACCUACACAGCUUUGGCUUCGUGCAUCGCGACAUCAAACUCGCCAACAUCCUCAUCAGCGCCCACAUGCAGGCCAAGGUUGCGGAUUUUGGAUUGAUAAGGGAGGGAGAGGGCGCGACAGUGCUAUCUACUCGGGUGGUGGGAACACCGGGCUAUGUGGACCCAGUUUACUUCAGAACAUCAAAGGCCACCACGGCCACUGAUGUUUACAGCUUUGGGAUUCUUAUUCUAGUGGUGCUCACUGGACGUGCUCCAAUAGAAGAGAAUCCGGGAAGAAGGAGGCACAUCCUACAUUGGGUAAACGAGUGUCUGUCUGAGGGGAACCUGGCAGACUUGAAGGACCCCAACCUGGUCGCUUCAGAGGAUGUGCUGCUGCGGCUGACCCAGCUCGCAGUGAGCUGCACGGUGGGUCGCACUGCGAGCCGGCCAACCAUGGGUGACAUUGCCAAUGAGCUGCAGGCGAUUAGGAAAGAGUUAGCAGGGGAGGAGGAGGUGAGUGCGGCGGUGAAGGUGGAUGAGGAAGAAGAAGAAAGGAAGAUGGCGUUCGUGAUGGUUACAAGCUUGGAGGAAGAAAUAGCCCGCAUCGGUGAUGGCAACUUUACGUGA
Molecule: messenger RNA, 813 nt
Organism: Closterium sp. Naga37s-1
Lineage: Eukaryota; Viridiplantae; Streptophyta; Zygnematophyceae; Desmidiales; Closteriaceae
Source: the annotation of a GenBank genome assembly